Porites evermanni is the source of this 2221-nucleotide messenger RNA. Lineage: Eukaryota; Metazoa; Cnidaria; Anthozoa; Scleractinia; Poritidae. The record is from the annotation of a GenBank genome assembly.
AUGGCGGCGAAAGGUUCAGACUUUACUGCUUUUGUAGGUAAUGAAAUUGCGUGCCCUGUUUGUUUGGAGAUAUUUGACGACCCUAAGUGCCUUCCUACCUGUGCACACAAUGUUUGUCUCAAGUGUCUUGGUAAAAUUGUGAGGCAAAAUCCAAGGAGGACCAAAGUGCAAUGUCCUGAAUGUCGCAAGAAGUCUCAGAUUCCUCCUUCGGGAGUAGCUGCUUUUCCUACGAACCAUUUGUUAAAACGGCUGAUUGAGAAUUCUCCUAUCCAGAAAGAAAGACGUGCUUUUGGUGAAGCCGUUCAACGGUGGAGAGAGCAGAUGAAUGAAAUAAGCAAGGACUUUGAGAAACUCAAAGAGGUACACGCUAAAGUGUUCGAGGAAAGCAAGAUUAAAAUGAAGGAUCAGAUAAGAGCUGAGGCAAAACGUUUGGCCAAAAGAAUCGAGACGGAAGAGAAGAAGUUGUUGUCUCAGGUUGAUGCGAGUUUUAAAGAAAUGGCUUCUCAAAGUCCUUUCGAUCUGAAAUGUGCUGAAGUUAAACAGCUGUGUAGGAAAGUGUCAAUCUCUUUGGAUGUUGCAGACAAGACAAAGGAUGAAAAUGAUGUUAAAGAAUUCCAGAGAUCCAAAGGCAGAUGCGAAAAUCAGUGUCAAGAUUCACUGCAGAGCUUAAAAGCAGAGGUCACAAAACUUCAGAGUUUGCAUGGAACAACAAAUGUGAACUUUAUCCCAGCAAAAGUUGACAAAUGUGGUAAAAUCCUGGGUGAAAUUUCCCUUGUUAAACCAAGCAAGGCUGAACCCCAAUCGAGUAACUUGCCAAAAACUGGUAGUGUUAUCCGUCAUAUUGACACUGAGUUUGUGCCUACGGCCGUGACAGUGUCACCAGUAAGUGGUGAAAUUGCUGUUCUUGAUGCAGAAAGUAAACGUGUUCAUAUAUUCACUCCAGCUGGUGAUCCACACAAACAGUUUGAAAUUCAAUAUGGUGAUCUCAAAGAAAUAGCUUAUUCCAAAAAUAACGAUAUUGUGGUGCUGAAUCAAGAGAAGAACCGCCUCCUUCACUUUGACAAGGAUGGGGCAUUCAUUCGAAAGUUCAUUCAGGCUCCAAAUGCAUCUGUUAGAUUUCAGAAGAUGACAAUUGAUGUAGAAGGCCGUUAUGUUCUAACCUCUCUUAGUGACUCAUCUGGUCCUGGUAUUAUUGUGUAUGAUUCUGAAAGAUGUCAAAAGUGGGCGUUCACCUCCGAUCAAUUCAAAGGCAAUAAAUUACUAGCAGUUCACCAUAAUGACAACUUUUUUGUCUCAGAUGGCACAAACACCGUUAAAGUCUUUGACCAUAAAGGAAAGCCUCUCCGUGAAAUCAAGAAUCUUGGAGACAACAAUGGCCGUUUGGUUUCCAUGGCACUGGAUGCUGUGCAUGACAGCCUUGUAUGUGGCUCUGACAAGAAUUCAGUUAUAGUCGUCAAGUCUGAUGGCAGAGUUAUCUCCACUUUUCCCAUGGGCGGAAGUUUGAAUGCCAUUGCACUGUGCAAAGGGUGUGACAACUUGGUGGCGAGUUUUCACGAGAAGAAAUUUAUUCAGAUUUUGUCCCAUAGAGAGUGAGACUUGAUGAAUCAUGAGAUUAAACAUAGCACUGGUUUAAAAUGGAGACAGUUUCCUGACAGUUUAGUUUGACAGUAAACUUACGGACACACCAAAGCGGCAGUAAAAUGAUGGCGGUUUAUGGGUGGUUCUGCAAAGGGCAGCAUCUUACAUUUAGUUAAGUUUAGAGGCGUUAAAAAAUUAAACUUGUACUAGUAGGUCUUGGCCCAAGUUUUGUUCAUUUUAGUCACGGAAUAAUUUUAUUGUAGGUACACUAUUGUACAUCUAGCUACCCAAAGGGGCAAGUCUUUUAAAUUUAAUGAAUAAUUUUAUUUACAGGUAACCCAAAAACUUUGCCAUUAUUACAUUAUAACAUUGUAUUAUUGUUGUCAGUGGUAAGCACCAAGUUCAAGUUCUAAUAGUUUGUUUGCUAGGAUGGUUAAUGUGGACAUGCAAACAUUGAUUUUUACUAAACGUUGGACAAGAACAACUAUGGGCAGCUUCAGAAAUACUAUGACUUGAUUUUCUUUCUUCUCUUCUUUUUGUCUUUUUUUUGCCUUUUUUUUUUUUUACAGAUACAAGAAAAAUGAACAAAUGGUUUCAAUUGUUACAAAAUGUAAAUUAUUUGUUGAUAUCCUUCUUACAGUAA